GAAUACUAUAUAAGAGAGAUGAAUUAGCUGGUUUGUCAACAAUAUCGCUAGACGAUAGAGAUACCCAGCUGAAGAUACCAGUGCCAGGCGCUCCUUGUUGAAGUCUACCAUGAAGCUGUACCUGCUAAUAGGCAUUUUAGUGGUCGUCGUGGCUACGAUGGUCCAGGACGGAGAGAGUUUUAGAAGAAGGCGAUUCUUCAGAAGGGUGUUCAGACACUAUUGCAAGCAUAACCCGUGGGCUUGCUUGGGCGACGGAGUUGAUGACGAGAAAAGACUGAGGGCCAUGUUGAGCGAUGUUCAAGACGGAAAGAUGUCGGAGCUUGAUGUAAAUGCUCCUGUGAACCAGGACCUCUCAUCGGACGCCGAGGAUGCGCAGCUGGACAAGGAGCUGGACGAUAUGACUGAGGAGGACGUAGCUGAGCUUGAGGAUCUGCCCAGCAAUAAGGCUUAAAUGAUACAAUAACAAGACCCGCGUGUAUUAAUUAUGAAAUUUUUUGAUACAAAUUGACUGAUUGAACACUGAAAUUAUUGUCAACCAGCAGCAUUUCGACAUUGGAAAUAAAGCAGAUGAAUUCAC
Molecule: messenger RNA, 577 nt
Organism: Lingula anatina
Lineage: Eukaryota; Metazoa; Brachiopoda; Lingulata; Lingulida; Lingulidae
Source: RefSeq, a predicted model, not a curated record